UUCCUCUUUCUUCUCCUGCUUCUGACUGCACUCUCACUCUUCCAUCCUUCCUUCGAAGCAGGAGAAAAUAUCUCCCUCUCUCUCUCUCCACAAAUAACACACCUAACCUAACCCUCAAAACGCCACCGUUCCGCCAUGCCUUCCCUUGCUCUCUCAAACGGCGCCGUUCCCUCCCCUAAGGACACCAAAAAACACAAAUCCAAAAAGGAAAAGAAAGAAAACAACGUCGACGACGCUCAGGCUCAGCAGCUACACGACGCCGUUUCUGAAACCAAGAAGAAAAGCUCCAAGAAGAGGAAGAAGCUCUCCUCUGAUGAGGAUGAGGACGAUCAGAAGAGUGAGACUAGCUCUGAGCUCGUUGAGCCUCAGAAUGAUGAAGGCUUGAAAUCCAAGGAGAAGAAGAAGAGCAAGAAGGAGAAGAAUAAGAAGGCCAAGUUGGACAUGGAUGAGGAAGAGGAGGAGGAAGAAGAGGUUCUCAAAAAGGAGGAGGAUCCUAACGCCAUUACCAACUUCAGAAUCUCCGAGCCUCUUAGGGCAAAGCUCAAGGAGAAGGGAAUUGAGUCUCUCUUCCCGAUUCAGGCCAUGACCUUCGAUAUCAUCCUCGAUGGCUCUGAUUUGGUUGGUCGCGCUCGCACCGGUCAGGGUAAAACUCUGGCUUUUGUGUUGCCCAUACUAGAGUCUUUAAUCAAUGGUCCUGCCAAAGCGUUCAGAAAGACCGGUUUUGGGAGGGCUCCAAGUGUCCUUGUUCUUUUACCCACCAGGGAAUUGGCAAGUCAGGUGUAUGCUGAUUUUGAAGUUUAUGGUGGAGCAAUGGGAUUGAGUUCUUGCUGUUUAUAUGGUGGGGCUCCAUACCAGACUCAAGAGAGUAAGCUUAGGAGAGGAGUUGAUAUUGUUGUUGGCACUCCAGGUCGUGUGAAGGAUCAUAUAGAGAGGGAAAAUAUUGACCUGAGCCAGCUAAAGUUCCGUGUCCUUGAUGAGGCUGAUGAGAUGCUCCGAAUGGGUUUUGUUGAAGAUGUGGAAUUAAUUCUAGGCAAGGUACAAGAUGUUAGCAAAGUUCAGACACUUCUUUUCAGUGCUACUUUGCCAGACUGGGUUAAGCAUAUUUCUGGAAAAUUUCUGAAACCAGAUAAAAAAACUGCAGAUCUGGUGGGAAAUGCAAAAAUGAAGGCUAGCACCAAUGUUAGACAUAUUGUUCUUCCAUGUAACGUUUCUGCCAGGGCCCAGCUUAUCCCAGACAUUAUACGCUGUUAUAGCAGUGGAGGCCGAACAAUUAUAUUUACUGAGAAAAAGGAGUCUGCUUCUGAGCUUGCCGGCUUGUUGCCCGGAGCAAGAGCUCUACAUGGUGAUAUACAGCAAUCACAACGUGAGGUUACACUGGCUGGUUUUAGGUCUGGGAAAUUCAUGACUUUGGUUGCCACAAAUGUGGCAGCGAGGGGUUUAGAUAUUAAUGAUGUUCAGUUAAUUAUCCAGUGUGAGCCCCCACGUGAUGUAGAAGCCUACAUUCAUCGAUCUGGGCGCACAGGAAGAGCAGGAAAUACGGGAGUUGCUGUAAUGCUUUAUGAUCCCAGGCGAUCAAAUGUAUCUAAAAUAGAAAGGGAAUCGGGUGUGAAAUUUGAGCACAUAUCUGCCCCCCAGCCUGAUGAUAUUGCCAAAGCUGUUGGUGGAGAAGCUGCUGAAAUGAUUACCCAAGUGUCUGAUAGUGUGAUUCCUGCGUUCAAGUCUGCGGCCGAGGAGCUUUUGAACAACUCUGGUUUAUCAGCUGCUGAUCUACUUGCAAAAGCACUUGCCAAGGCUGUGGGCUUUACCGAGAUAAAGAAAAGAUCACUUUUGACUUCCAUGGAGAAUUACGUUACACUGCUUCUUGAGAUUGGAAAACCUAUGUUCACGCCGUCCUUUGUUUUCGGAAUCCUAAGGAGAUUCUUGCCCGAGGAGCAGGUUGAGGCUGUGCAGGGUUUGACUCUCACUGCAGAUGGAAAUGGUGCAGUGUUUGAUGUACCAGCCAAGGAUUUAGACAUUUAUCUUGCUGGUCAGCAGAAAGCUGGUAAUGUAAGCCUAGAGGUGUUGAAAACAUUACCACGUUUGCAAGAAAGAGAGCAAUCAAGAGGGGGCAGAUUUGGUGGCGGUCGAGGGUUUAAUGAUAGAAAUGGUGGGAACAGGUUUGGAAGAGGUGGUGGCAGGAAUGGUAGAUUCGGCCAGAACGAUAGGUUUUCGAAUGGGAGAGGUAAUUUCAACAAAGGUGGAAAGAGAUGGUAAAGGAGUUAGGGACUGGGUGUUUCCUUUGCUCUGGGUGUUUACAUGGGCAUAACUAAUACAAAAAGUUUUUGGGGAAAGACCAAACAGGAUUCAAGUUUAUGGAUUCACUCUGCCCCCAUAGCCCUUUAUCCAUAUGAUCUUUUUUCUUUUUUUUUUUUUUUUUUAUUUUUAACUUAUUGAUUUGUAAUUCACACAUUCCUAAACCUUGCCUCCUUCCCAAUUUAGUUGGCCUUGUGAACCCCAGGCUGAUUUUUCCUUAUUUUGUUUUUCAUUUAUUUCAAUUUUGAUAGCAAGUAUAAGAAAUACUUUUGUAGUGUACGAAA
Arachis stenosperma is the source of this 2576-nucleotide messenger RNA. RefSeq names its product DEAD-box ATP-dependent RNA helicase 7-like. Lineage: Eukaryota; Viridiplantae; Streptophyta; Magnoliopsida; Fabales; Fabaceae. The record is from RefSeq and is a predicted model, not a curated record. The transcript is spliced from 14 exons. The coding region runs from base 136 to 2253 and encodes 705 amino acids. Gene Ontology annotation, molecular function: ATP binding; RNA binding; helicase activity.